This is a messenger RNA of Prosopis cineraria, 1516 nucleotides long. RefSeq names its product E3 ubiquitin-protein ligase DIS1-like. Gene Ontology annotation, molecular function: ubiquitin protein ligase activity; zinc ion binding; protein binding. The transcript has 4 exons. Bases 288 to 1208 code for a protein of 306 amino acids. The record is from RefSeq and is a predicted model, not a curated record. Gene Ontology annotation, cellular component: cytoplasm. NCBI's taxonomy places the organism in Eukaryota, Viridiplantae, Streptophyta, Magnoliopsida, Fabales, Fabaceae. Gene Ontology annotation, biological process: ubiquitin-dependent protein catabolic process; multicellular organism development.
CUCCUAUCUCUCUCUCUCUCUCUCUCUUCGUUCUCUUUAAUUUGAAGUCUCCCACUCGGAGCGCGCACUCGUGCCUGCUCUUAUUAAUUAUUACUGUGUCCUCAUACGAAGCCCACGGGGUGUUCUACCAACUUCCCUCCUAAUCGCUUUCCUUGUCUCUCUUCUUCACCCAAUCUCCUGCGUUUCGUUUCAUAUUCUAUCAGCAAUGGCCUGUUGAUCAACUCAUCAUUUUAGGUAUUGAAGCAAACUGCUGGUUUUCCCCCCCUACAGGGCUGGUGGUUGCUUGUAUGAGCAUGGCUUCUAGUAAUCCAUUCUUUGAUGAUAUACGGAGCAAAUCUGAUGUUGAUCCUCCUUCAAAUGAAGAGCCAAUGGAUAUCAGCGAGCUAGUGAAUGAUCCUGCACCAACUGCACUAAAAUCUAAUGUAGCUGUUACAAGCAGUGUUCGUGAACUUCUAGAGUGUCCUGUGUGCUUGAAUGCAAUGUACCCUCCAAUCCACCAGUGUUCAAAUGGCCAUACUUUGUGCUCGGGUUGCAAACCCAGGGUCCACAACCGGUGUCCUACCUGUAGACAUGAGCUUGGCAAUAUUAGAUGCUUGGCAUUGGAGAAGGUGGCUGCAUCUUUGGAACUUCCUUGUAAAUACCAGCCUUUUGGGUGCAUGGGGAUAUAUCCAUACUACUGCAAGUUGAAACAUGAAUCUCAAUGCGCAUGUAGACCCUAUAACUGUCCUUAUGCUGGUUCAGAAUGCAGCGUCAUUGGUGAUAUUCCUUUUUUGGUUGCCCAUUUGAAAGAUGAUCACAAAGUGGACAUGCAUAAUGGUAGCACUUUUAAUCAUCGUUAUGUCAAAUCAAACCCACAAGAAGUUGAAAACGCCACAUGGAUGCUUACGGUCUUCAGCUGCUUUGGUCAAUAUUUUUGUCUACACUUCGAAGCUUUUCAGCUGGGAAUGGCUCCAGUCUACAUAGCCUUCUUGCGAUUCAUGGGCGAUGAUAGCGAGGCAAAGAACUAUAGCUACAGUCUUGAGGUGGGCGGAAACGGGAGGAAGAUGACUUGGCAGGGAGUGCCUAGAAGCAUCAGGGACAGCCACCGCAAGGUUCGGGACAGUUUUGACGGUCUCAUCAUUCAAAGGAACAUGGCUCUCUUCUUUUCAGGUGGUGACAGGAAGGAAUUGAAGCUAAGGGUUACAGGGAGGAUUUGGAAAGAACAGUGAUUGGAAUAUGGUCAUUCUUUACGUUGUUGCUAGCACCGGAUCAAAUUGGAUUAGUUUGUAGUGCAGCCUAUUUGUUGUAGUGGUAUGUACGAAUUUUCUGCUCAUUUGCUGUUUUUUUUGUUUUUGGGUAAGUUAGGAGGCGAGGCAAUGGCUCUUUGCUUUUCCUGUUAAAUACAUGAGAAGGAUAGUGUAUGUAAUGAGGAUCUCAUCAUGAUAUUCAUGAAUGGAGACAUAGAUCUUUAGCCUGCUUUAUGUGUUGUAUUCCGUUCUGGGAAUGUUUAUAAAGUAUAAACUACCUGUUUGGGAGA